AUGGUCGAUUAUCAAGAAGCCGGUGUUAGGCUUGUCCAUGCGCUGAUGGCUUGCGCCGAGGCCGUCCAGCAGGAAAACUUCAAGCUAGCCGAUGCCCUAGUCAAACACAUCAGAAUCCUCGCCGUGUCCCAAGCCGGCAGGAUGAGAAAAGUGGCGAACUACUUCGCCGAAGCCUUGGCUCGUCGGAUUUACAAAAUCUACCCUCAAGACACCCUGGAAUCCUCCUACACCGACGUCCUCCAGAUGCACUUUUACGAGACAUGCCCCUACUUGAAAUUCGCGCACUUCACGGCUAACCAAGCCAUUCUCAAGGCAUUCACGGAUUGUAGCCGAGUCCACGUCAUCGACUUAUGCUUGAAGCAAGGGAUGCAGUGGCCGGUGCUUAUGCAAGCUUUGGCUCUCAGACCCAGCGGCUCAACGGGAUAG
This is a messenger RNA of Ipomoea nil (Japanese morning glory), 426 nucleotides long. RefSeq names its product DELLA protein GAI-like. Gene Ontology annotation, molecular function: DNA-binding transcription factor activity; sequence-specific DNA binding. Gene Ontology annotation, biological process: hyperosmotic salinity response; regulation of DNA-templated transcription; jasmonic acid mediated signaling pathway. The transcript has a single exon. The record is from RefSeq and is a predicted model, not a curated record. The coding region runs from base 1 to 426 and encodes 141 amino acids. Lineage: Eukaryota; Viridiplantae; Streptophyta; Magnoliopsida; Solanales; Convolvulaceae. Gene Ontology annotation, cellular component: nucleus.